Messenger RNA from Gongylonema pulchrum, 1344 nucleotides. The record is from the annotation of a GenBank genome assembly. Lineage: Eukaryota; Metazoa; Nematoda; Chromadorea; Rhabditida; Gongylonematidae.
AUGCGUGUAUACAACGCAGAUGGACAGGCAUCGGAUCGUUGGAUUGCUGAGUUUAAUUCGUUUGAUCUGUGUGAAAAAGCCUAUCAUAUACGAGGCAAAAUUGGUGAACGCCCAGUACGAAGCAGAAGAAUAACAAAUGAGAUUGCUGAUGAGUUGCUUGCAAUACCCGAUAAAUUUGGACGUCAGAGAAAAGAGGAGUACGAACGUAAGCAAGCCCACACGGAUCCGUCAACCAUUACACCACUUCUGGAUGUAAACACAUCGUCAAGUCGACCAGGUGAACCAAUGAUGGGACCGAAUUUCCAUAAUCCUGUCAGGGGAGGCCGUGGUGGACGAGGACGUGGAGGAUUGUAUCGAGGUGCACUGCUGCAAGGAAGUUAUGGCGGUGAACGUGAAGCCCCUAUACCACCACCACUAGCACCACCAUCUGCAGCGGCACUAGCAGCAGAUAAACAGUCUUCCACUGCGAUCAAUGGAGUACCACCAUCAACAUCUGCAGUGGUGCCGCCACGUAUGCCAACAUUUCGUCCACGAACCGGCCUUCUUCCAACAGUUCGUCCACGUCCGCCCCUAAUUUCGCCACCAACAUUUUUUGGCAACACGACACCGUCCACAAUACGACAGCGUGGUCCACCACCAUCUGGCCAUGGUCCACCACUACUUCGUGGCCCACGGCCAACUCUUUUCCCGCCCACCAAUGGCCCGGCUGGACCAAUUAUACCCCCUCCAAGCGUGAAGGCUUGUCUGAUGAUUGAAAAAGUACCGCAGACGACGUCAGACACGGAGCUUGCUCAGCUGCUGCAUCUCUCGCAAGCCAGCCAAGGUAGCGUUAUCAUCGUAUCCUUGAAAUCAAAAAGCCAUGGAUCACAUUUGGUUUUUGAGAGGGAAAAAGGAUUUUAUUUUUCAGCAACAAUCCGUCGAGCCGCCGAUGGCUUGAUAUACAUUGAAAUGAGUGGUAUGGAUGAAGCAACAAAGACAGUGCAACGCCACAGUGGUAUGCGCAUCGGUGAUAGCAUAAUAGCAAUAACAGCAAUAACACGACAGCAGAUGCAAUUCGGCCUGGAAAAGAAAGCAGAAGCCGUGGAAACCUUAGAGCCGGAACUGAUUGCAUCAGUUGGUGAACCAGGCACGGUUAUAAGUUGCCAUGGUUUUCCAGCCAAUGUUACGCUAACGGAUGUGGCGCAGUUUUUUGACAAAUACUCGCUGGUAGAGAGCUCAGUAAGAAUAAAACUGGACGAUAAUGGUACACCGACUGGAGAAUGCCUUUUGGCUGUAGGCUCACCACAAGUAACUCUUGUUUUCUGUUUAGUUUUUGGUUUUUUAUACCGCUUGGAGUCGAAAUAA